Exaiptasia diaphana is the source of this 5606-nucleotide messenger RNA. RefSeq names its product UHRF1-binding protein 1-like. The record is from RefSeq and is a predicted model, not a curated record. NCBI's taxonomy places the organism in Eukaryota, Metazoa, Cnidaria, Anthozoa, Actiniaria, Aiptasiidae.
UUGUGAUUCAGCUCCACGUAAACGUAAACACGGACAAAAAURAUAAAAUAUUCAUUAUAUUGUGGUCAGACACCGACAGCCUAUUGUAGUAAACCAUCCUUAUGACAUUUCUACGUAAGCCAUAGUCUCACACAAGGAGAUCGGCACAAUUACUUACUAAAUUUUAACCUUGAAACCUUAGUUCUAAGGCGAUGAAAACUUCAAUGGCGGCCGCUAAUACUAUUGAUUUAGAUGRUAGAACUAGUCUUUCGAGUAGCUUGAAGUAUAUUUAUUUAGCAAGUGAGUUUUAAGGGUUGAAAUCAUCUCAAAAUGAACCUAAACAUAACAGCAAAGCUACAAGUUUUACAAGCUCUAUUCGGGUUCACCAAGAAUUUUUCACCUAACAAGAUAAGUGUGAAAUUCCUGAAAGGAGAAGGAGAACUUCAUAACCUUGAACUCGAUGAGAAAAUAUUGUCUGACUUGCUUGAGUUACCUCCAUGGCUGCGAAUAUCUAAAGCAGUGUGCAACAAGAUCUCGGCAAAGAUCCACUGGACCAAGCUGAAGACAGAUCCAAUAUGUCUGUAUCUGGAUUGUGUAGAAAUAGACAUGGAAGAAGUCAUCCUUGCACAGACAAAACCAUCAUCUAAAGGGCCAAYYAAACCUCCUCCCCCACCGGCUAAAGAAAAGCCUGCAAAUCGUUAUGGCUUUGUUGAAAAGGUCGUUGAYGGCAUGUAUGUACAGAUGAACUCUGUCAUCAUUUCCUUCAAGUCGUUAGAGUUUCAAGCCAGUGUUCAGAUUUCUCGUCUCAUCGUUGAAAGUACUACACCUGAAUGGAAGCCUGAUGAUUUAAGGAGCACCCGUGUCAAAGAUGAAGGACGUGGUGAGGUGCUGACUUUCAAGGAUAUUCACUGGUCGACACURAGAAUAGAUGCUAAUGCUGUAGUUAAUGAGAAAGUUCAAAACAAAUCUUCAGCAAUCCGUCUGAUAACAAGCCAUUCCUCAAUGCACAUUACAAUCAAAAAGAAACUUGAAGAUUGUUCUGUUGUCUCUGCUCGACUUGAACUCCUACUGGAUGACAUUCUUUGGGUVCUUACUCAGUCUCAACUCCAGGGCCUUGUUGGCUUCCUAAACUCCAUCAACAAAGCAGUCGCCCAAACAACACCCUCAAAAGAACCAACWGCGCCCUCCACAGGACAGACACCUCCACAACAACAAGCACCCACCCAGUAUUCCUCCUCAAACCUUCAAAACCCUCCCCAGCAAGACACGCCCUAUUCCGACUUCGCAAAGUAUGACAUAUCAGAGACGUCGUAUCAUUUACGUACAGGAGCAAUCGACCUUCACUUAUGCGAUGAUCAUGAUUCUAAGGACAGUAMCGAUGAGUUAGCAGGYGGAGCCAUGCAGAUUCAUAUCAACAAACUAGCAAUAGAUAAUUAUCCUUAUCACCUGGCGGGCACUUCAAGGGCGAAAUGGGCGUGUCAUAAUGAGGCGUCRCUAACACGUGCUUACUGGGUUAACCAGUUGUUAAACACCUUUAGGAAUAAUAUYAAGAGUAAAAGAAGUCCGUCUGUGUCUGAUUCCCCCAAACCAACAAGAAGUAAAUCGGAGGGUUCGGCAGUGUUAAAUGGACCAUCUCACCCGCCUCCAUCACCAACACGACACCCUCCAACACCAGCAGCCCCCGUAACUCAACGUCAACCCUCACCAACCAUACCCCAGCGUAUUUCCCAGGCGCAGAACCAGCGUCGGCCGGUCUUCAUGUACGAAAACUGCUAUCUCAUUCGAUGUGAGGAGUUCUCUGUUAUGCCAGUAACAACAAAUAACGCACCUGAGGAGGGUGUGGCGUUUUUGUCAUCGGACAAAAAAGCCUUGUACCUCCCCAGUGAUAUGCCAGCAUUUCAAGUGGAUUACACUACUUACUACUACCCGGUGGGGGUUCAGUCGCCAGUUCCGAAUCCAAACCUGUUUGUCCAGUUAAAUCCAGUUCAAGUUACUUUGGACACCACUACAUGCAUCUGGUUUAACCGGUUUCUGAACGCGAUUUUCACUUCAGCGGACUCGGCAACAUGUAUGCAACCACAACAGCCUGCGAAACCUUCUCAUGUUGAUAUGCGCAUAGAAGCUUUGAUGCCAAGGGUCACGCUCCCCUGUCCUAGCGAACCAGGUUGUCACUAUCGCGARUCAAGGCCCCAGGCCCUGCAGAUCCAAAUGUCACAGGUAGCCCUGACAAAUAGUCGUGUGGGAUCCAACACAUCCCAGACUGAACUUCUAAUGCUGCUGCAACAGUUCUCGUCGUCUAAGCUCUACACAGAAUAUAGYAWUUUUCCUAAUGAGCUCAAUGACGUCAGACCCCUUAGUAACCUGGCCUGGUUGAAGGAUUUUGGCGUUAUGGACGAUCCUGUACGACUGGAGAGACUUAUGAAUGGACUGAAGGCUGAUGCAAGUUCACCAUGUCAACCUUCUCAGGUAUGGUGUAUGUCCGUCGAUCAGUUCUGGAUUGAUUUCCUGGGACUUACAAGUAAUAAGAACCGACCUAUGCCAUUCAUAGAAGCCAUACCCCUCCGUCUUUGGAUCUGCACCCCCCUGAACAGCCUCUCUAACGAGAGCAAACGAUCAAGCCAAGCAAGCCUCGACUAUGAAGGAGACAUCGACUCRAGGAAGGGCUCCAUUGAUUCAAACCGCAUUGCCCAGCCUUCCUCGGCCGCCUCGUCACCAGGCUGCCAGCGAGCACACCACGUGACCAUMCCRUCGUCCUUUCAUGGUUCAAUGUCAAGUCCUAAUCUAAAAGCCCCUCMCAAAGAUGAAUCAUCGUUAUCCAAUAAUGAACGUUCUAAUGGAGUGGAGUUWAUCGGMAGUCCACCAGUUGUGAGUUCGUUACCGGCGUCACCAAGAUUGCGUGACAGUGGAUUUUCCUCAAUAUCGCAGUCUAAGGUUUUGGCUAAUGAUAGUAUUCGUAUUGAUAAGACAUCUCCCGUUGAAUCUUUAUCUGGACAUUCAUCUAAUAGUAUAGACAAGGACGCUACUAACGGUGACAUAGGGACUUUACAAGAAAAUACCGCGGAUUGCGUGACGCGAAACGAGAAUUCCUCACAGAGCUCUCUCGAYGGRAAAAUGAGCCCAAUGUCUAUUUUCCCGCCAAGUGAAACCGRAACAGUAAAUAAGCCCCUAGGGAACAUUCCUAAUGGGGGCUCRAAUGUAAAUUGUAAUGUUGGACCUAAUCUACGUAAGGCCUUUGGGUCUUAUUCAAGUACAGAUGACGAGAAUCUGGGCGUUUUUAAUGAGGACGCUUUUAAGGUAGCUGAUAUGAGCCUACUGGCUUUAGUCCCUGUGAAUGUAUCAGUUCAACUCGAUCACUUCCAGUUUAUAUUUUUGAUGCGAUUACAAGAAAAGAUGGUUGGGCUGCAAGAGCGACUYGACCRAGAGAGAAAGWUGCACAUCGAGUCGACGUGCGACAAGCCAAYACAGCCWUCYCCUAGCGUUACUUUUUCAGUCCUCGCCAAGCGUGCUGAAGUGAACAUUAUUCUCCCUCCUAGUCCAGACCCUACAAUAAAUGUUCGAGGUGCCAGYAGCGCUAGUAGUUAUUUGGACCCUGGAUUUGUUUCUGAUGAGAUUGCGUCCCCUGAAGUCACUCGCGAAGAAAAAYUACCACCUGACACACUAGAUCUAAUCGCAGACCCCAACACGGAAGUCAAAUCCAACCAAGAUGUCCUUCCUGUUUCUGACGUCAUUUCCGGUCACGAAGGUAGGGAAAGUGCCUUAUCUAUGUGUGAUUCAACCGACGGCUGGCUUCCUCCGAACGGCGAUAAAAAUGUACCAAAAGCCAGGAGGGGUAGCGAUGCUAGCUGUGCCAGCAGUCAGCUUGGAACGAGUCUGGAUUCCAGGUCCCGAAGCAGCUCAAGAACGUCGCGGGCAAGUCGUGUCGUGUCGGUAUUUACGGCUGARGGGAAUGAUAUCCAUCUUGGAUUUCAAAUGGAUGGAGACGAGAUUGCAAUUAAGGUGACGUCUCAAGAUAUGAAARUWGACGAGAAAGGAAACCUCAACUUUGAAAAAUAYCUAAAUCAGAAGUYCUUUAAAACACAACAAGAUACCAACACCAUUGUACCGCGACCUCUUCCCAGUUCCCCACCGACUGUCAGCGUCCGAGCAGAAUUUGGGCCWGGUGCGGAGAGAAACACCCCAUCGGCUGGAGAGCGUGGGUUUGCGCAUGUUCAGCUUAGCAAUGUGGAUUUGUCUCUAUUGAUGAGYAAUAUUGAAAGUUUAAGCGAAUGCUUUGAUGACGAGAUUAUAUUACCCAAGAUGCCUUUCUACGUCGAAAUGAAGUCUUCCAGUAUUUGCAUCAAAGACGACAAACCCGCGAGGCUACUAUCCGCUCCCCCACCCCUCCCCCUCAACGUCAAUCUUGAGARCAUCGCAAUCUUCCGAAACCAAGAUGAAGUGAUCAAUAUUCGCGCUUUGAAUACCUCAAAUGACUCCAGAGAACCGUCAAUUGAUGAACCGGAAGUCACUGCGUUACAACGACCAGUGUCACGCCAAUUGUCACGCACAACUAGUGAUUUGAGCCUUGCUGAAUCAGUGUCKUCACGUUCUGAUAAUGAUAGCGAGAGAGAGUGCUUGAAAGCUCAGCUGUCGGUGUCACGCGCAGCGUUACAUGCGGUGCAAGAUGAGCGGCAAGCGUUACUCAAGACGAUUGAACGAUUACAGUACGAACUGGCGAUGUCGAACCGAGAGCAAGAUCGGCUUCAAGCAAAGGUCGUCGCUUAUCAGUCGRGUGGAAGUCGGCGAAAAUAAUAUCGAACUCAGGAGGGGGGUAAAGAUUGUCGCAAAUACCAUAAGUCGAAGAAUUCUCGCGAAAUCACUAGCGAAAAAUACCUAUAGGUACAAAGGAACAGUAGUCGGUUAGAUGUAACUAUAGGUAUAAAAUAACGGCAUGCAGUUGUUUAAAUAUACCUACGGAUGUAAAUCCACAAUGUACCUAUAGGUAGAAAAUAUCAGUAGAUAAAACGUACCUAUAGGUACAAAUUAACAACCACAUAUCUAGGUAUGAAAUAACAACCGAUGAUAGAUAUACCUAUAGAUAUAAAAUACCGGAAAAGAAAAUAUACCUAUGGGUAUAACAUAUCAGUAGUCACUGAACUAGACUCCUCGCAGCUCGCUUCCGUUGUGAUGUGCGGAGUCGAGCAAUAAUCGUACCCUAGGCUAGUUAGGAUUUAAAUUUCCCGCUUAAAAGAUCAUGCUUUGAUCAUGCUAAUAAAAUGUCCAAACACCAAACUCCAGGGGAGGACCGGGGAAUCAACAUAGCUUUGAUUUUAGCAAUUYUGAGAACUUURAUCAACAGAGGGUGGGUCUGAUUUGAUGAAAUGACAUUUUUAUAAUAUCCCCGGUAUAMCCCGAGUUUGUGGAGGGCGUGACUUAAACCAUGCUUUAUUAGAUCAAUGCCACCCAAUUCAAAAACUCUUUGAGUAAGAAAGUUUUCGCUGGUAGUUCAGCUGUAAAGCAAAAUUACAACGAGUUAUGUAACUCUCGAGUUGUUGUAACUGGGUGGAAACAGUAGUAACUCGUUUGCUGGUGUCCUCACAGCCGUGUUCACUCUACUCGAGACUACUCGAUGCUACUCGAGGCGACUCGUU